This is a messenger RNA of Aspergillus eucalypticola CBS 122712, 909 nucleotides long. Its product is annotated as SANT/Myb-like DNA-binding domain-containing protein. The transcript is spliced from 3 exons. Lineage: Eukaryota; Fungi; Ascomycota; Eurotiomycetes; Eurotiales; Aspergillaceae. The record is from RefSeq and is a predicted model, not a curated record. Bases 1 to 909 code for a protein of 302 amino acids.
AUGUCCGCGACGCUGGCGGAUCCGUAUCGAGAGUAUGCUAUUGAUUAUUCUCAACAUGCUACCUGCAAACCUGAGGAACACGCAGGCACGCUUGUUUACCACGCACAGCAGCCGCAUCUCCAGCAUCACAAGCAGUCCGAGCCUCCAUUCUCUCAGGGGGCCUCUCAUAGCACGACGGCAUUUGAGCAACAUCAUGCGAACGCGACCGUGUUGUCAACAGCCACUCCGCAACAAACAGUCCAUGAUAUCUCGCAAAGCGUUGUCCUUGGCCCGCCCCAAAUGCUCCCACGACACCUUCCAGUGCAGUAUCCACCUGCCAGCUUCGAAAUCCCGCCUAUUCAGCGCGAGAAGAAACGCCCUCAUUCGGAGACCGAAGAGGAUGGGAACCCCGACCAUGGCCUGCGGCCACAGCUAUCAGUCCUCUCAGCCGAUGCCCCUCACGAACCCUCGCAUUCUCCCGAGAUGCUCUUCGGUGUCCAUGGCACAUCAUCUCAGCAGCAUCCCAUGUCAAACCAUGGAUUCGGACCCACGGACUCUGUGGCCCUGCCGCAACAUCACCAUCACCAUCGACUCCCGCCCCAUGCAGCGCUGCGCGCCCCGGGGCGUCAUGGAGUGAAUGUGGAAUCGCCUCCUUUGCCCUCGGGUCCGCCGAGUGUGCUGAAGGAAAACAAAAACCUGACAUGGAAGCAAAUUGCAGACUUCUUCCCGGGCCGAACGAGCGGCACCUUGCAAGUCCGAUACUGCACCAAGCUGAAGGCCAAGGAUGUGGCUUGGAGUGACGAAAUGGUACAAAGGCUGCAACGGGCAAUGCACGAAUACGAGAACGAUCGGUGGCGUAUCAUUGCAGGGAAGGUUGGAAAUGGCUUCACCCCAGCUGCUUGUCGCGAGAAGGCUAUGCAACUCCAGUAA